This is a messenger RNA of Anneissia japonica, 2482 nucleotides long. RefSeq lists its product as uncharacterized. The record is from RefSeq and is a predicted model, not a curated record. The transcript is spliced from 2 exons. NCBI's taxonomy places the organism in Eukaryota, Metazoa, Echinodermata, Crinoidea, Comatulida, Comatulidae. The coding region runs from base 202 to 669 and encodes 155 amino acids.
AUUGGUUGUUAGACAAAAAGAACAUCAUUCGCAUAAAGAGUCACUGCUUGCUCCGAAUCUUUUCAAAUGGGAAACCCCAAACCCCUACCUUCCCAUUUAUUUCAACAACCGACUCGCAGCUUGAAACGUUCUGCUCGAACACCCGACGCUUAAAGUCAUUAUACUGAUUACCAUAAAUCUAAGCUAACGGCGAAAAUCAAGAUGUCUGUUGAAACUCAAUUAAAUGAUCUCGCAGAUACCGUGAUGGAGGUACCGAAAAGAAUGCGGAUGUUUUCCCUCUCUAUGAGAUCUCUCUAUGCGGAGACAGCGCUGAGCGGAUCGUCAGAUACCGCCAGGGAGAUCAUCAAGAUACGAGACGACACCAGGAAAGAUGCUUUGGUCUAUGUCAAAGGAGUUCUGCCAGCAUCUACCAUGCUGGUAAGAAACCUCAAAGAGUUCUUUGAGAACUACGAAGGACUUUGUUUUGAGGAUUGGCAAGAAAUUCUCCCUGGCAUCUUGGAGGAUGUAAAAGGCUACCAGCAAUGCUGUGUGGAAGUUGUCGAACUGCACAAGAAGAUAAUGACCCCAUUGAAGAAGAGACAGGAUGAAGCAACGGUACUCAUUGACGAACUGACGAACUUGACGAAUGAAUUAAAGAGAAAAAAAAAGAGAACUAGAAGAGUCUGCUGAUAUCAAAAGUACCUGGGCGGCUGCGCUUUUCUUUGUUCCAGUUGUAAAUUUAAUUGCAACACCAUUACUAUGCAAGAGUGCUGAUGAUGAUUUGGUGAAAUCGGUAGCGAAAAAUGCACAAUGCGUUAUCAAUAAUGCAGCAGUUGUUGUGAUAAGUGAGACCAUGAUUCCAGCUCUAGCGGCAUUCAUUGAUGGUUUGGAGGGUAUCGCUGGUUUUUUCAAAGUGGUUGAAGAAGAGCUUACUACAUUUCAUAACAAAGGGGAAAUGGCUAUGGAGGAUGCCAAAAAGCAGCACUACUUAUUGAUGAAAAGUAAAGCAAAGGAGAUCAAGCAAGGUUGUAGGGAGUUCUUCGCCAUGAUACCUGGAAUAACAACCGACUUUGAAUGCAUUCCACAGUCUGGAAAUGACGAGAAUUAUGUCGACAGAUGGUUGAAAAAACAACAGGAGGAGAUCAAAGAGAAGUACACGAAAUGUCUUACUGGGAAGUUAAGGAGAAUGUUGACCUAUUUUUCAACCGCUGAAGGGGAAAAGCUAAUGAUUAAAGGGAAAUAUUAGAAGAACUUCACACAGAACUCGUGAUUAUGGUGUUUGUUUCUGCUUAAUAAUAACAUUACCUUCAUUUUUGUUAGAGUAAUUAAUGAUUGUGUAUAACCUUUAUUAGGCAUCUAAAUAAUCAUUAUUCUUUCCUCUCAGCCAGUACAUGUAACGUUUUCACUCCUAGAGACUUUCGUCUGUAUGUAAAAUUAGGGAAUAUACUUUAAGUCAUUAUCUCCGUUCGACGAUUUUUGCUAAGCUUACAACAGUUUCAUUUGGUCUUUCUCUGAUCAGGUGAUGCGUGGAAAUACGAUGAAUUGAAAAUAUAAUUUUAAGUUGAUCGGCGGCGUGUUGAUUGUAAAACUAAUUAUGACACAUGUGCAACUUGUGUUAAGUAUUUUGUAGGUAACUGGUACAUUUAUUUUUUGGCUGAAUCUAUGUAAAUUACAAGUAGAUUGUGUUUUUCAGGUAUCUAAUUGUAAAACUUAGUUUUUUCGUCAAAUAUUUUGAAGCCUGUAAAACUGUUUUACUUUAUACAUGUAAUGCCUCCCUAGGCCCUAUCGCACAUGGGAACCUCUAACUCUUCCAUGCUCCGCAAACCUCAGGCCAGUUGCGUGGCGGUCGGUGCGAUUGCACCGAUGACUGUGCCCCGGUGACAAGUGCCUAUUAAGAAAAAUAACCACCCAUCCGCUGAAGCCGAUCUUAAAGGGUUAGUAUUGAUAUUAAACUUGCAGUCAGUAAACCAGACGGAUCCCAUUUACUCUUUACGGCCCAUCUAGAUAUCCAGACGCCCCACCCACCCCCCACCCAAUUUAAAAGGCAGUCAAUCCAGUAAUGUACGUCAAAUGGCCACAUACACUGUUUAAAGCCCAUAGGAAUCAUCAAAUGGGCCCUUGAAUUGUUCUUAAUUCCUAGCUGCCCCCAUCGCAUGACGAACCAUAAUGUAAAGAACAAGUACGGUACGGUAAUCAAUAUCAACUUCAGAUAUACAGUAUCUGAAUUUUAUCUAUUCGUAAACUUAAAGGAAGGUAUAUGAAGCUUGACAUAUGGUGUAUCAUACAGUCAUCUGUAUUUAGAACGGAUGAAUCUUACACCUAAUAUUACACAAAUUCGCAAACUGUCACGGGAUAUCAUUUCUUUGUAAACGGAAAUCACGUUCUGUAUUAUGUUGCUUGUAUUUACCUGCACAUGCAUGUAUUAACAUUUCUUUAUUUACUUUUCAAUUUUGCUAGCUCAUCUUUUUAUUUAAUUGUUUCAACGUAUUUUAUGUAUACCAUU